Messenger RNA from Aspergillus melleus, 3318 nucleotides. RefSeq lists its product as uncharacterized. Gene Ontology annotation, molecular function: catalytic activity; protein binding. The transcript has 3 exons. Bases 1 to 3318 code for a protein of 1105 amino acids. Gene Ontology annotation, biological process: nucleoside metabolic process. The record is from RefSeq and is a predicted model, not a curated record. Lineage: Eukaryota; Fungi; Ascomycota; Eurotiomycetes; Eurotiales; Aspergillaceae.
AUGCAUUCGGGUUGCCUCGAGCACGACGACUACACUGUGGGAUGGAUAUGUGCCUUACCGAAAGAGCUCACGGCGGCGCGGGCAAUGCUGGACAAUAUCCAUCCAGACCUUCACGUACCUCCAGGCGAUUACAACACCUACUGUUUAGGCAGCAUCGGGACGCAUAACAUUGCCAUUGCGUGUCUCCCGUUGGGAGAAAUAGGGACCAACUCUGCAGCUACCGUCGCGAGUCGGAUGCUGGUGACGUUUAGGUCAAUCCGAUUUGGCUUGAUGGUCGGCAUCGGUGGAGGCGUGCCUGGCAAGCGACAUGAAAUUCAGCUGGGGGAUGUGGUAGUGAGCAUGCCAACGGGACAGCACGGGGGUGUCGUGCAGUGGGACUUUGGCAAAUCCGUGGGAGCUGGUGGCGGCUUUGAGCGGACGGGAUCGCUGAAUCGGCCACCGCAGGUCCUGAUGGCCGCGCUGUCAAAGCUGAUCUCGAACCAUGACCUCGAAGGUAGUAAGACUGGUACAUAUCUAGCAGAUAUGAUGGCCAGGUAUCCUCCAAUGACCAAGUAUGCUCUGCAGCCGGACAUGACAGAUGUUCUAUUUCCAGCCGAGUGCAGUCAUGUCGACGACAAUGAGACGUGCGAGGAAUGCGACCAUGGCAAAGCGUUGAUUCGAAUACCGAGAUCCGCGCCAGCCGUCCACUAUGGACUCAUUGCGUCUGGGAAUCAGGUAAUCAAGGACGGUACAAAGAGAGACAAGAUCAGUAGAGAUCUCGGUGGCGUUCUUUGCUUCGAGAUGGAGGCAGCAGGGCUACAGAAUCAGUUCCAAUGCCUUGUCAUCCGAGGCAUCUGCGAUUAUGCGGACUCCCACAAGAACAAAGUAUGGCAAGAGUACGCGGCUGUUGCUGCGGCCGCAUUUGCGAAGGAACUUGUGAUGAUAAUCCCAGCUCAUGAGGUCGCCAAUACCCGCACAUUGAAAGUGGUGAUAUCGGAGACAGUCCGAACUUCGAUGCAGGCCCAACGGGACGAAGAGCAGGCCUCCAAGUCCCUCCAGACACUCCGGACGUCUAACUACGAAUUGUUUAAAGCCAGGAAUCCCGAUCGGGUCGAUGGAACGUGCCAAUGGUUCUUGGAGCACCCAACCUUCGUUGAAUGGCGUGACAGGAAGACAUCCAGCCUCCUCUGGUUGUCGGCCGAUCCUGGCUGCGGGAAAUCUGUUUUGUCCAAGUCCCUUGUCGACAAAGAACUGGCUUCAUCAGCCUCUCGCACUACGUGCUAUUUCUUCUUCAAGGAAGACGACCCAACGCAGAGGAGCGUUUCAAACGCCAUGUGUGCAAUUCUGCACCAGCUGCUGACACAGAAUAAGCCGCUGCGUAAGCACGCCUUGACCGCGUUCGACGAGAACGGGUCAGAGCUUCCGUAUCUGUUUGAUACACUCUGGGGCAUCCUGACAACUGCAGUACGAGAUACAGAGGCUGGUGAGGUGGUGUGUAUUCUGGAUGGCCUCGAUGAGUGUGAAAAGGACGGACGUGAUGGAAUCGGGAUGGAAGGACUCAUUGAGACAUUAACCUCGUUCUUCUGCAACGAACAAGGAAGCAAUUCCCAUAGGCUAAAGUUCCUCGUCACCAGCCGUCCUUAUUACGACAUUGAACGCCUUUUCAACACCCUCGUCUCUAUCCAACCGAUGGCCCGGCUAUCGGGAGAGGAAGAGGCAACCCACAUCAGCAAGGAAAUAGACCUUGUGAUUAAAGUGAAAGUGAAAGAUCUCGUGACGUAUUUGGGCCUUCCGGGAUCGGCCAUAUCAUUCUUGGAGACCGAGCUCUCAAAGGUCACCCACCGAACGUAUUUGUGGUUGAAGCUGAUCAUUGAACUCAUUCGCAAUGAUCCACAUAUAACCACGGAGAAGAAACUACGAAAGGCUAUUAGCACGAUGCCAAGAACAGUUGACGAUGCGUAUGAGGCAAUCUUGAAGAGAAGCACUGACAUGGAUGAGGCAAAGAAACUCCUCCAUAUUGUUGUCGCAGCGACUCGCCCACUUACCAUCCAGGAGAUGAACUUUGCCCUUGCAAUAGACGAACACACCAGAUCACAUGAAGACCUGGAUCUAGAACCGGAGAGGCCUUUUCUUACCAGGAUCAAAAAUCUUUGCGGCCUCCUGGUCACCGUGAUCGAUUCAAAGAUCUAUUUCAUCCACGAAACAGUCAAGCAGUUUCUUUUAUCAACCGCGGCUCCUAGUCCCCAGCAAGUCCAAAGAAGACGCGUUCCCAGCUACUGGAAACAUGCCUUGCGACUGGAAGAAUCACACCAUGUUCUGGCAGAGAUCUGUCUCGCUUAUCUCCUGUUGCCGGCUUUUGAGUAUGAACCGAUGAUGAUAGAUGCUGACAUCAAUAUCCAUGAUUUCCAAAAAGCCAUUGAUGAGUAUAGUACUGAACACAAGUUUCUCAAGUACACGGCAGAGUGCUGGUCGUUCCAUUUCCGAGAAGCUCAAGUAACAGAAGACUCGGCUCUUAUACAGUCAGCCCUACAUGUCUGUGACACUGAAACUAAGCGAUUCUUGACGUGGUUCCCAAUCCACUGGCUCUCGGUUGACUUCUCCGUUUGCCCAUCCGGGUUCACAGACCUAAUCGUGUGCACCACUCUGGGACUUACUCUGUUGGUGCAGCGUCUACUAGCUCAAGAGAAGGUCAACGUAACUGCUCCACAUCCCGACACUGGUAUGACUCCAUUGAUGUGGGCCGCGGAGGCAGGUAGCGAGAGGAUCGUCCGGGUUUUACUAGAUCAGCCGGGGGUCCUUCCGGCAGAAGCUGACCCCUUUUCCGGACGGACACCGGUGUGGUGGGCAGCUGUUGGAGGGCACGAGGCAGUGAUGCGACUUCUCUUGCAUCAAGAGAUUGUCGACCCGGAUGCUGCGGAAUCCAGAUACGGCCGGACGCCCUUGUCAUGGGCGGCAUCGCUGGGUAAUGAAGGCAUACUGCGUCAGCUCUUAAGAGACAGUCGUGUGAAUCCGGACUCGAAGGGCAAUAAUGGCAGGACGCCACUUUCAUGGGCCGCAGGUGAAGGGAGCGUCGGGAGUGUCCGGCUGUUGUUGGAGAGGAAUGCUGACCCGAAUUCCGUGGAUAAUCGGCAUGGUUGGACACCAUUAGCCUGGGCAGCUGAUAAGGGGCAUGAAACUAUUAUACAGCUGCUCCUGGCCUGCAAAUGCAUCAACCCAGAUCCGAAGGAUACCCGAAAUGGGCGAACGCCAUUAUCGUUGGCUGCUGAGAGAGGACACGAACCCGUCUCCGUCGAAUACUGGCAUCACACCAUUAUCUUGGGCGGCUCAAAAAGGGCAUGA